Messenger RNA from Tarenaya hassleriana, 2113 nucleotides. RefSeq names its product extensin-2-like. The coding region runs from base 27 to 1826 and encodes 599 amino acids. Gene Ontology annotation, biological process: plant-type cell wall organization. NCBI's taxonomy places the organism in Eukaryota, Viridiplantae, Streptophyta, Magnoliopsida, Brassicales, Cleomaceae. The record is from RefSeq and is a predicted model, not a curated record. The transcript has 3 exons. Gene Ontology annotation, molecular function: structural constituent of cell wall.
ACACAAAACACAAAAAAAACAAAACAAUGGGUUCUUCCCCUAAGAUGGGGAGAUCGCCCCUUCUUGUUUAUGCUCUUGCCAUAACUGUCAUGGCCGCAACUAUCGCAGCCUCUGAGCCAUACACUUAUUCUUCUCCACCACCACCCGAAUACUCACCUUCGCCUAAAGAAAGUUAUGAAUCUCCACCACCCCCAUACAUCUACAAAUCUCCCCCACCACCGCCAUACUAUUCGCCUGCUCCUAAGACAGAGUACAAAUCUCCUCCACCUCCAUACGCUUACAGUUCUCCACCACCACCGCCAUCAUACUCACCUUCACCCAAGGUUGAGUAUAAGUCUCCACCACCCCCAUACGUCUACAAAUCUCCUCCACCACCACCAUACUCCUCACCUUCUCCAAAGGUAGAGUACAAGUCUCCACCACUGCCAUAUGUCUACAGUUCUCCACCACCGCCGUCAUACUACUCACCUUAUUUAGAGCACAAAAAACAUACUCCUUUUCGUAUCUAUAAAUCUCCUCCACCACCGCCGUACUACUCACCAUCGCCAAAGGUCGAGUAUAAGUCUCCUCCACCACCAUACGUUUACAGUUCUCCACCACCACCGCCUUACUACUCACCUUCACCCAAGAUUGAGUACAAGUCUUCACCACCCCCGUACGUUUACAGUUCUCCACCACCACCACCUUACUACUCACCUUCACCCAAGGUUGAGUACAAGUCUCCACCACCCCCAUACGUUUACAAAUCUCCCCCACCACCACCAUACUACUCACCUUCACCCAAGGUUGAGUACAAAUCUCCACCACCCCCAUAUGUUUACAAUUCACCCCCACCACCAUCUUACUACUCACCUUCACCCAAGGUUGAGUACAAGUCUCCACCACCACCAUAUGUCUACAAAUCUCCACCACCGCCUUACUACUCACCUUCUCCAAAGGUACAAUACAAGUCUCCUCCACCCCCAUACGUCUAUAGUUCUCCACCACCACCGCCUUACUACUCACCUUCGCCCAAGGUUGAGUACAAGUCUUCACCACCCCCGUACGUUUAUAGUUCUCCACCACCACCGCCUUACAACUCACCUUCACCCAAGGUUGAGUACAAGUCUCCACCACCGCCAUAUGUCUACAAUUCUCCUUCACCGCCGUACUACUCACCUUCGCCAAAGGUUGAGUAUACGUCUCCUCCACCCCCGUAUGUUUACAGUUAUCCACCACCACCGCCUUACAACUCACCUUCACCCAAGGUUGAGUACAAGUCUCCACCAUCGCCAUACGUCUACAAAUCCCCCCCACCCCCGCCAUACUACUCACCUUCGCCCAAGGUUGAGUACAAGUCUCCUCCACCCCCAUACGUCUACAGUUCUCCCCCUCCACCACCAUAUUAUUCUCCUUCCCCAAAAGUCCACUAUAAAUCUCCAUCAUACCCACACGUUUGUUGUGCACCCCCACCUCCACCGUGUUACUCUCCAUCUCCGAAAAUUAUAUAUAAGUCUCCACCAUCAUAUGUAUACAAAUCCCCCCCUCCACCACCAUAUUAUUCUCCUUCUCCCAAGGCAGAGUACAAAUCUCAUCCACAUCCAUACAAGUAUAGCUCUCCACCUCUUUCACCGUAUUACUCACCAUCUCCAAAGAUUGAGUACAAAUCUCCUCCUCCACCAUAUGUAUACACUUCUCCACCACCUCCACCUUACUAUUCGCCAGCCCCUAAAGCCGAGUACAAGUCUCCUCCACCCCCAUACGUCUACACAUCUCCACCUCCACCACCAUAUUACUCUCCUUCUCCAAAGACUGAGUACAAAUCUCCUACACCUUCGUACUACUAAAGUCCACUGAAUGCCAUUAAUAUUUGAUCGAUGAGAUUUCAUUGAAGUUCUAUUCUUCGAAUCCCUCUUAAUUUCUAUGAAUUAUAAAUUCAGUUGGUCGAAUUACCAAUUUGUUAGUCUUUAUAUGACUAUCUUUGACAUUUCGAAUGUAAGAAGUCUAUAUGCUUUGUUGUUAUUCAUCUUUUGUAUUCUUCAUUUUGAUGCAUUGAAUAACCAUGUAAUUUUCUUGUUCGUGGGCUCCAUGUAUUUCAUUAUUAUUGAUGGAAUGAGAGUGUUGAUUUUAUGAA